AUGAAUCCUGGAUUCAGUUCGACAACGGGCGUUCUUAUUGCAAUGAAUCGCUUCCGUCAAAUAACUUACCAUGCAAAUAGUCAAACAGUAGAUUUGGGAUCAGGACUCUUGUGGGAUGAUGUUUAUCGAAAGUUGGAUCCAUUAGGGGUUACUGCUAUUGGCAGUCGAGUCUCUGGAGUAGGCGUUGCUGGACUUACACUUGGUGGUGGCUACAGUUGGAAAUCAAACCAAUAUGGUCUCACCAUUGACAAUGUAGUCGAGUACGAGUUCGGCUGGGAAUCGUCAUCAGAUAAUAAUGCAUUUAUUGAUGGACUUAAGUCAACGACCAACACCAUCUUACAAGCAGCACUUGAUGAUGGUCAAGAUAUUGGUGGAUCAAAACAGAUUCGUUAUCCGAAUAAUGCUCUCGGGGAUACGCCUCUCGAGCAAAUGUACGGCGAUAAUGUAGCCAAACUUCGAAGCAUCCGCCAAGCAUGGGAUCCGUACAAUAUUAUGUAUCUAUGUGGAGGUUUUAAAUUUUAA
Rotaria sp. Silwood2 is the source of this 522-nucleotide messenger RNA. The record is from the annotation of a GenBank genome assembly. Lineage: Eukaryota; Metazoa; Rotifera; Eurotatoria; Philodinida; Philodinidae.